AUGGUCACAAUAAAGCUAUUUCUACUCUUUGUUACUUCUGACAUCAUCGUGCAAGCACUCCAAUGCCCGCAAAGCGCAUACGGGCAAGCAUCCGCAAUGAUCGCAAGCAAUAUUGUGCGCAAUCAAGGAGCAGCUGCAAGUUCUUCCGGCACAGGACUCAUCGAACUGGGAAUCUUCUAUCAAGCUGUUGCAAGUGCUAUUCCGCUAUCCACAAACGCCACGGCAGCUGUGGGCUUGCCGCUUGACAGAUUUUCUAUCGGUACUGAGAUGAUGUAUCAAUAUGCAGAAACUGGCGAUGAAGCUCUGGCAUCCGCUAUAUCUGCGUCACAGGAUUCGUUGGCAGCACAACCCCGAAACGACAAUGGAGGACUCUGGUACUACGACAAUCGCAAUAACAUAACUGCAUACCGCAAUCUGUCGUAUACAGAUGGCAUGUACUCAUACCCUUCCUUCGCCAUCUUGAACAGUGCAGCAAAUCGGAUGCAAAAGCAACUUGACAUUCUGUCUGCCAUCUGCGAUGACGGUACGGGGCUGUGGGUGCAUGGCUACGAUGCGCUGGGAGAGCACGCAUGGGCGAACGCAGAGACUGGUGCGAGUCCAUCCGUCUGGGGCCGAUCAUUGGCUUGGUACACACUAGGUGUGCUCAACGCCAUCGAAACUUUGCAAUCACUGUCCUCCUCCUCCUCGAUGACACUAGAGUCAAAGAUCGUGCGCAGCGACAUCAGCCUCCUCUUCAUUAAUCUGAUAAAUGCUCAACUCGUCGCUCUUGAGCGCGGGCUGCAGAUCAACGGCAAAUACUCUGUCUGGCAAGUGGUAGAUCUCCCUGGCGCUUCCAUCAAUGUUUCCAAGAACUUCGUUGAGACAAGUGCGAGUCUGAUGACUGCAUACUCUCUACUGAGACCUGUACGCCUAGAUAUCAUCCAUAACACACAGCUUCGAGAUAGAGCUCGUAAAGCAGCCGUUGGACUCUGGGAGAAUGUUUUCGAGACGCAGGUAAAUCGCGGCGGAAACGGUACUCUGAAUCUCGGUGGGACGAGCUCGAUCGCGAGUCUGAGUGGACAGAGCAUCGAUGCGAAAUACUAUUUUGAUCGACCGACCGUUGACAAUAGCCUGAUUGGUACCAGUGCUUUUGUCCUUGCCAGCCUGGAGCUCGAGAAGCUGUGCGGGUGA
Messenger RNA from Aureobasidium namibiae CBS 147.97, 1170 nucleotides. Its product is annotated as Six-hairpin glycosidase. The record is from RefSeq and is a predicted model, not a curated record. The transcript has 4 exons. NCBI's taxonomy places the organism in Eukaryota, Fungi, Ascomycota, Dothideomycetes, Dothideales, Saccotheciaceae. Gene Ontology annotation, biological process: carbohydrate metabolic process. Bases 1 to 1170 code for a protein of 389 amino acids.